GGAGGGUGAGAGCAGGAAGGCUGUAGGGGAGGGAAGCUGAGAGAUCCUCCACAGGAGGGGGUCACAGCAGCUAGGGGCAUCUGCCAGGCUGGAGGUGUGGGCUGUCUAAGAAAGGGGGGUGUCACUGAUGUCCAGCAGGAGUCUUUGAUAGGUAGAGCCCACCACGGCACCCUGGGGAUUCUACCAUGUUCCUCUUCUCUAAUAAGACCAAGACCCCCAUCAGCACCUACACUGACUCCUACAGGGCUCCUACCUCCAUCAAGGAGGUCUAUAAGGACCCGCCUCUAUGGGCCUGGGAAGCCAACAAGUUUGUGACCCCGGGUCUGACUCAAACCAUGAAGCGCCACACAGAUCCUGAAGCCCUACAGAAGAUGGCCAAAUGUGCUACACAGGACUAUAGCUGUAAGAGUUCUAUGUCAGGCCACCCCUACUUGCCUGAGAAGUACUGGCUCUCUCAAGAGGAAGAAAACAAAUGCUGCCCAAGUUACCUGGGCAGUGACCCAUACUGCACUUGGAGGACAAGACCUUACAGCAGCUCCUACUGGAACAAGUAUACUACCUGCCUCCCUCGACUGCCUAAGAGCUUGAGAUGGCAUGCGUGCCACUUCCAGGAGGCCGGGAUGGAGACAGCAGUUCGAGGAAUGCCUUUGGAGUGCCCUCCGAAGCCGGAGCGCCUCAAUGCCUAUGAGCGCGACGUCGUGGUGAACAUGCUGAACUCGCUGUCCCGGAACCGGACGCUGCCGCAGAUCACGUCCCGUUGCGGAUGCGUGGAGCCGCUGCCCGGCCGCCUGCCGUUCCAAGGUUACAAGAGCGCCUGCUCGGGCCGCCACUACUGCCUGCGCGGGAUGGACUACUGCACCCCCGGGCCGCCGUGCACCGAGCGCCGCCACCUGCGGGCUCUGUGCCCAGAGCAGCCGACUGAGCACCGGCCCGGAAUGCAUUGUGCUGUUACAACUGCCCCGCCGUCAUAUUACCCAUAUCCGAACCUUAGAUGGGACACAAGUCACUUCAAGAAGACUGGUGGUCCCCAGAGAAACAACUAUGUUGUCCACCCAGAGUUUGUGUCCGAGACUUAUCCCAACUACCAUUGCUGGUAGAGCCUGG
This is a messenger RNA of Heterocephalus glaber (naked mole-rat), 1104 nucleotides long. Lineage: Eukaryota; Metazoa; Chordata; Mammalia; Rodentia; Bathyergidae. The record is from RefSeq and is a predicted model, not a curated record.